AUGAGGAUCACAUCGUGUUACUUUAAAAGAUUCAUAAUAAUUGCAUUGAUCAUUGUAUUCAUAUUUUAUAUUGGUCAAGUACUUAGAUCUGAAUUAAGAUAUAACGAUGACUUGUCAAAUUAUGACAAACUAGAUGGAGUUCCUGCAUGUAAGCUACCAGAAUUGAAGGUUUCUAAUCCAGAGAUAAUGAAAUUUAUACAUAAUGUACCCCCCAUAGUUUGUACUCCCCAAGAUUGGGUAAAAGUUAAUAAAACAAGACUCAUAGUCGAUAAAGAAAUACAAAAUAAGUAUGGACGAUUGAUGUGCACGUUUAGUGAAAUAAUCAGAAUAGAUGAUAACAAUAUUAAGUAUUCGGAACCAAUAGAAGCUGAUGAUUUCUAUAUUCCCAGACAUAGCGAUUUUGUCGACGUAAAAUGUACUUCGGAGAAUGGAAACAAAUGGCAUAGCGUCUUAGCUGGAGUGAAACAAGAUUUAGAAAUAAAAAAGAAGUAUACUUGGGAUAAUGUUCCAAAUACUGCACUCAAAUUAAACGUAUUAAUGUUUGGUUUUGAUUCUUUAUCACGUAAUACGUUUAUCCGAAAAUUGCCUAAAACAUAUGAGUAUCUGAAGACAAAUUUAAAUACUUUAGUUUUGGAAGGUUAUAAUAUAGUAGGUGAUGGUACACCACAAGCUCUAAUUCCUAUUCUUACGGGCAAAAUAGAACUUGAAUUGCCAGAGACGCGUAAACGUAUGGGUCAGAAAGCACAAUAUGUUGAUGUAUAUCCAAUGGUAUGGAAAGAGUAUAAAGAAAAGGGAUAUAUAACAGGAUUUAUGGAAGACGUUUAUCACAUUGGAACAUUCACUUAUCGUUUAAAAGGUUUUAAAGAGCAACCCACAAAUCAUUAUAUGAGAACAUUUUACUUAGCUGCUGAGCAGUAUUUUCGUAAUUACAAUAAAUAUUGUAUGGGAAGUAUUCCACGUCACGUGGUUAUGCUAAAUUACAUGAAAUCUAUUUUUGAUACUUACAAAGACGAGCCUAAAUUUCUAUUUGGUUUUCACGGUGAAUUAUCUCAUGAUUCUUAUAAUGACAUUGGUGCUGCAGAUGAAGAUGUAUAUCAUUGGGUAAAACAGUUACAAGAUUCUGGUCACUUAAAUAAUACUGUUUUAAUAUUAAUGAGCGAUCAUGGACAUAGAUUUGCAGAAAUUCGUAAUACUUUGCAAGGUAAACAAGAAGAACGAUUGCCAUUCUUUUCUUUCACUUUUCCACCAUGGUUCAAACAAGUCUAUCCGCGUGCCUAUGAAAAUUUCUUACAUAACACGAAACAUUUGACAACACCGUUUGAUGUACAUAAAACAUUACAAAGUAUAAUUAAUUAUGAAACUCCAAAAGAAGGAGAUCGUUUUCAAAGGGCCAUUAGUUUAUUCGAUAAGAUACCCUUGGAGAGAACAUGCGCGAAUGCAUUCAUAGAACCACAUUGGUGUGCUUGCCUUACUUGGAAAGAAGUACCAGUUGAUAAUCCUAAUGUUAUUGCUGCUGCUAAGUAUUUUAUUCAAUUCCUUAAUUCCUACACGGAAGAUCAUCGUGAUAAAUGUGAAAUUUUACAAUUGAAUCAAAUACUAUGGUCUGUUAAACUUUUACCCACUAAAGGUUUAUUGAAUUUUCAAAAAUCUGGAGAUCAAGAUGGCUUUGUAGCAGAUCUUACUGCAAAAACUAAGAUAACAUCUGAGAUAUAUCAAAUAAAAGUAAAAACAGAACCAGGUGGUGGAUUAUUUGAAGCGAGUAUUACUUAUAACGUUAAAAAGAAUCUUUUCAAUACCAAAAUUGUACCAAUUUAUUGCAUUCACAAUGAAUCAAAAACAAUUUCGUGUUUCAAUUUUACACUGCUUCUUGAUGGACAAAAAAAUACCGUUCAAGCGAAGCAAUGGCUUAAAAAGUGUUAUGGGGACUCCACUCUAUCAGAAACAACAAUAAAACGUUUGUUUGCUGACUUCAAACGUGGUUGUAGAGAGACACUGAUGAUGCAGAACGCAGUGGACGUCUAA
This is a messenger RNA of Polistes dominula (European paper wasp), 2022 nucleotides long. RefSeq lists its product as uncharacterized. The record is from RefSeq and is a predicted model, not a curated record. NCBI's taxonomy places the organism in Eukaryota, Metazoa, Arthropoda, Insecta, Hymenoptera, Vespidae.